Messenger RNA from Candidozyma auris, 261 nucleotides. RefSeq lists its product as uncharacterized. Gene Ontology annotation, biological process: mitochondrial respiratory chain complex IV assembly. Lineage: Eukaryota; Fungi; Ascomycota; Pichiomycetes; Serinales; Metschnikowiaceae. Bases 1 to 261 code for a protein of 86 amino acids. Gene Ontology annotation, cellular component: mitochondrial inner membrane. The record is from RefSeq and is a predicted model, not a curated record. The transcript is spliced from 2 exons.
AUGCCAGUUAUCGGUGCACCAAAAGGCCAUGACCGUUACAGAGACCCUGUCACCCACCAGAUGACGCCGGCUCUUUACAGAGUGAGAAAACCCUACUUCUGGAAGAACCUCUUUGCCUUGGGCAUCGUGGGUGCUAUUCCUUUGGGCGUCUACGCUUACACGUGGAGGGUUCUCAACCAGGAUGACUUCGCUGAUAUUCCUAUCCCACCGAUCUCGGACGAGGAGUUGGCCAAGUUGAAGAAAGAGUACGAGCUGAAGUGA